AUGGACUCGAUGUACGCGGCCUUCGACAGCAAGAACGAGCACACGCGCAGCCAGCACUGCUGGACCACCAAUUCGUCGUCGAUUGGCGGCGACGAGCCAUGUCCCGUAAAAGAGGUUGGUGCCCACCUCGAGGUGGUACAGACGCUACGCGCCCACGACCGGCCAAACCUUGCCACGAGGCAGACACUACCACCACCACCACCACGGUGUGCCUCGAUACGCGCGUACUACCGCCGCCACCGCCGUCCACUGCUCUGGCUUCUCCUCUACACACUGGGCAACGCGGCGGCCUUUUGCUCCAAGACGAUGCAGUACCCCAAGGACGCGGUUGUCGGCUACGGCCUCACGAUCGCGCGCGGGUGUGCGCAGGUUGUCAUGCUCAACAGCCUCCUCGUGCUGCUUCCGUUCUGCCGCUGCAUCUUUGCUCUUCUGCGGCUCGUUCCAAGCCUCGCGUACUAUGUGCCGAUCGAGCAAGCCAUGGUGUUCCACAAGCUCUCGGGUAUCGUGCUCCUCCUCGCAGGUCUGCUACAUGUCGGCGCGCAUGUGGCCAACCUUGUGUUCUUUUAUGCCCUCCCGGUACCCGCCGACGCAGACGCAUCGUACGUCAAGGCGCUCAUCCCGCUGCUCCGUGACGCGACAGCGUGGCCGCCACUCAGGAAGCUGUGCGCCUCACUGCCAUUUUGGACGGGCGGCGCGAUGCUCGUCAUCAUCCUUAUCGCCGUGCCAUUGGCCGUGCUGCCAUGCGUCCGGCGGCGUCACUUCAACGUCUUUUGGUACAGCCACCUCAUGUUCUUACUCUUUCUCGUUUUGCUCUCGUUUCAUGGCGCCACGUCAUGGUUCAGCACGGCCCAAUCGUAUCUCUGGAUCGGGCCGCCGCUCCUCAUAUACCUCGUCGAGCGGCGUGUACGCAUCGCCAAGCGCGCGGUCGACGCUGUCCGCAUUUCGGACGUCGUUCAUUUUCGCGACACGCUGCGCCUACACCUCGUCAAGCCCAAGGGGUUUACCUUUGUGCCUGGCAUGUUUGUCUACGUCAACAUCCCGAGCCUCGCAGCGUGCGAGUGGCACCCGUUCACACUCACGUCGGCCCCCGACGAUGCAUUUCUCUCGCUCCACAUUCGUGUCACCGGCGACUGGACGUUGGCGCUCUACCACCGCGACCUUCAUCCGAACGACAUGCUCUUUCUCGAUGGACCCAUCGGGACGCCAGCGGUCGCCUACCGCGACUACUCGACGAUCGUGCUCAUCGGCGGCGGCAUUGGUAUCACGCCGUUUGUGUCGAUCCUUCGAGACCUUCUCCACGUGUGGAACCGCCACCAGUGCGCCGCAUGUGACCACCUCGUGCACCCGCCGUCGUGCGUGACGCAGCGCGUCCAUGUGUUCUGGGUCGCGCGGGAAGAAGAGUCGUUCGAGUGGUUUCACGACACAAUGCAGGACGUCGCGCGUCUCGAUGUCAACGGCAUUGUCGAUGUGCAGUGCUUCUUGACGGCCAGUGACGCAAUGACCGUCACCUCGAGCGCGCGGCACGUGGUGCACCGCGGUCGCCCAGCGUGGCCGACGAUUUUUGAGGCCUUGGCGGCGGCGCAUGCCGACGACACGGUUGGCGUCUUCCACUGCGGCGCCAAGGCGAUGGCGCGCGACGUGCAAGCCAUUUGUGACAGCUACAGCGAUGCGACGACCCACUUUGCGUUCCACGCCGAGCAGUUUGAGUAG
This is a messenger RNA of Saprolegnia diclina VS20, 1710 nucleotides long. RefSeq lists its product as hypothetical. Bases 1 to 1710 code for a protein of 569 amino acids. The record is from RefSeq and is a predicted model, not a curated record. NCBI's taxonomy places the organism in Eukaryota, Oomycota, Saprolegniomycetes, Saprolegniales, Saprolegniaceae. Gene Ontology annotation, molecular function: oxidoreductase activity. The transcript has a single exon. Gene Ontology annotation, cellular component: plasma membrane.